This is a messenger RNA of Schizophyllum commune H4-8, 582 nucleotides long. RefSeq lists its product as uncharacterized. Lineage: Eukaryota; Fungi; Basidiomycota; Agaricomycetes; Agaricales; Schizophyllaceae. The transcript is spliced from 3 exons. Bases 1 to 582 code for a protein of 193 amino acids. The record is from RefSeq and is a predicted model, not a curated record.
AUGGGGCAUGGACUUAUACGGACUUGUGGGCGCCCGUGGGCGCAUGGACAUCACGUGGGCACGUGGCCCGGCUUUAUAUUACUUCUUGACACAUAUCUUGAUCAGCUCUUUUCUUACCCUGUACUCCUACGUAUCUUGCUAAUCGCGUAUAAGCGGUUCGGUUCAGCUACGAGGGAGUCUAAGGGUAACGAGCAAAAGGACCAACGUCCUUACAUCUUCCGUCAGAAGGAGCAAACCUUCGUUGACAUGCUCAAUGAGAUGCGCUUCGGGAACUUGAAGCCUGAGACUAUCGAGAAGUUCAGGCAGUUGGCACGACCAGUCACGUAUACCGACGGUAUAGAGGCGACGGGAUUAUAUUCUACUCGUGUCGAGGUGGAGGGCGCCAACAUGAAGCGCCUGCGCGAACUUCCGGGCCCGGGCAAGAUCUUCCGCUCGACGGACCGUGCGGGUCGCGACAGCAAUGGCAAACGUGUCUCAGAGGCGCAGAUGAAGUCGCUGCUCGAGAAGCGGACCAUCUCCUUGCCGGAAGUUGAGCUGCGGGUACAUGCUGUUCACCGCCAGCGCGCUUCAGAGCAUCACUGA